This is a messenger RNA of Dimorphilus gyrociliatus, 1714 nucleotides long. The record is from the annotation of a GenBank genome assembly. NCBI's taxonomy places the organism in Eukaryota, Metazoa, Annelida, Polychaeta, Dinophilidae.
UAUGGAUCAAAGCUUAUCUGGAGCUGGUAAAACAACUUUAUCAUUCGCUUUGGAAGAAUACCUCGUUGCUCAGGGUAUACCAUCCUAUAGUUUGGAUGGAGAUAAUAUUCGUCAUGGAUUGAACAAGAAUUUGGGCUUUACUCCAGAGGACAGAGAGGAAAAUAUUCGUAGAAUUUCAGAAGUUUCAAAACUUUUUGCCGAUGGGGGAAUAGUCUGUCUAACCAGCUUUAUCUCACCAUAUAGGAACGACAGAGAUAAAGCUCGAAAAUUGCACGAAUCCGCAAACCUUCCAUUCUUCGAGAUAUUUGUCGAUACACCUCUUUCUCUUUGCGAAGAACGUGACGUGAAAGGUUUAUAUAAGAAGGCCAGGGCAGGCCAAAUCAAAGGCUUUACCGGAAUAGACUCAAAGUAUGAGGAACCUCACUCUCCAGAAUUACGCGUUAAAACUGGGCAGAGUUCUGUAGAAGAAUGUGUAUCACACAUUGUUGAAUUACUCCAGAAAAAUGGUAUUGUUCCAAUGGCCUCGACUAACAUGGUUCAUGAGUUAUUCGUGCCAGCUGACCGAAUUGAAGCUGCAAAAGUCGAAGCAGCAGGUUUACCUGUUUUGGAAAUCAACAAAUUAGACCUGCAAUGGGUUCAAGUUCUGAGUGAAGGAUGGGCGACACCACUUUCAGGAUUUAUGAGAGAGAGCGAAUUUCUGCAUUCCCAACACUUUGGUGUUCUCUGCUUGGACGGUGGUACCUCUAACCAAUCAAUUCCUAUCGUUUUGCCAGUUACAACAGAAAACAAAGAACGCUUAGCAAGCUCUCCCGCUAUUUCAUUAAGCUACGAGGGAAAAAUCGUUGCAAUCCUCCGUACUCCAGAAUUUUACGAGCAUAGAAAGGAAGAAAGAUGUAGUAGGCAAUGGGGUACUGCUAAUCCUGGUCAUCCGUAUAUUAAAACGGUUAUGGAGAGCGGAGAUUGGUUGUGUGGUGGUGAUCUGGAGGUUUUUGAAAGAAUCCGCUGGAAUGACGGUCUCGACGAGUACAGAAAAACCCCCACUGAACUGAGACAAAAGUUCAGAUCGAUGAAUGCCGAUGCAGUUUUUGCUUUCCAAUUGCGUAAUCCAGUGCAUAACGGACAUGCUCUGUUAAUGACAGAUACAAAGAGAAAGUUGAUCGAGCGGGGAUAUAAAAAACCCGUACUUCUGCUACAUCCUUUAGGAGGUUGGACCAAGGAAGACGAUGUUCCACUUGCGUGGAGAAUCAAGCAGCAUUUAGCCAUUAUGGAUGAGGGUGUACUCGAUCCCGAAUCUACCGUUUUGGCAAUAUUCCCUUCGCCAAUGAUGUAUGCCGGACCAACUGAAGUUCAAUGGCACUGCAAAGCUCGAAUGGCAACAGGAACAAACUUUUACAUUGUCGGUAGAGAUCCAGCUGGAAUGCCUCAUCCAGAUACCAAGCAAGAUUUGUAUAAUCCAACACAUGGAGCUAAAGUUCUUACUAUGGCUCCAGGACUAAAUCAAUUAGAGGUUAUACCGUUCAAAGUAGCAGCAUACAAUAAAAACAAAUCUGCCAUGGAUUUUGUCGAUUUCUCCAAAAAAGACGAUUAUUUGUUCAUCAGUGGGACGAAAAUGAGAAGUAUGGCAAGAGCUGGUGAAAACCCUCCUGAAGGUUUUAUGGCUCCGAAAGCUUGGAAAGUUAUGGUCGAAUACUAUCAAUCAAUCAAGCAGAAAUAA